AAAGAGCAUGCGUUCAUGACCUUCCACAGGGACCAAGAGGCUGGGAAAGAGGGACAGGAUCUACGGAAAUACCCUGGAGUUAAUAUCAGAUUGUUCUCAGUAAGUCAAUUAAAGUGCUGUUUUGUUUUUUUUUUCAUAGAAGAGCAGGUUGGGAAACCCAGAAAAGCUGUGAUCCAAACACAGCCCCCCUUCCAAAGAAGACGGCCCCCGCGCCCCCUGGAAAUUGGAGCUCCUUUCUACCAAGACAACCAGCUGCAAGUCAAGGUCUACUGGAAAAAGACAGAAGAUCCCAGCAUCAAUAGAUACCAUGUGCAGUGGUUUCCAGAGGUGUGUGCUCACAACAAAACGGCCGGAUCGGAGACAUCAUCUGCUGUGACCCACGAAAAUUACAUCAUUCUUCAGGACCUGUCCUUUUCCUGCAAAUAUAAGGUGAGCGUCCAACCUAUCCGGCCAAAGAGCCACUCGAAGGCAGAGACCAUAUUCUUCUCUACCCCGCCAUGCUCGGCUCUGAAGGGGAAAAGCCACAAGCACGUUAAUUGUCCCGGUGACACAGGUCCCGUUUUGUCCAAAGUCCUGGCCAAGCCAGAGAACCUUUCUGCCUCCUUCGUCGUCCAAGACGUCAACAUCACUGGCCACUUUUCCUGGAAGAUGACCAAAGCCAACCUCUACCAGCCCAUGACUGGGUUUCAAGUGACGUGGGUGGAGGUCACCACGGAGAGCAGGCAGAACAGUUUGCCCAACAGCAUUAUCUCACAGUCCCAGAUACUGCCUUCAGACCAUCACGUGCUAACGGUGCCCAACCUGAGGCCAUCCACCCUUUACCGGCUGGAAGUUCAAGUGCUCACCACCGGAGGAGAAGGGCCCGCCACCAUCAAGACCUUCCGCACCCCAGGCCUGCCGCCCUCAGCUGCCCACAGACCCCACCUGAAACACCAUCACCUGCAUCAUUACAAGCCUUCUCCAGAAAGGUACUGAACUGCUCCAAGGCUUGGAGGGACCGGGGACACGGCCACGUCCCCCGCCCACCGCCCCCAAAGAAGCGGCAGGUACUUCUGAGAGACCUUCCUCUCCUGGGCACUUCUGGGCACCUCUGCUAGUCCCAGCUGCUCCUGGAACAUCGCAGUCAGUCACCAGGACGGACAAGAGUUCCCUCCGAAAACAAGACCAAGACCAGGUCCAGUCAACCCUGAAUUUCAGUUUUGUCUGCGGUUUUGCUCAUCUCGAUUGACUAUUUGCAGAAUUGAGAUCUCCCUGAAUUUGGAACAGCAAAAUAUCCAAGCUGAGGAUUGGAACCCAGGACCCAGUUCACAUGCAUAUCCCACAUACCUUGAAUCCACAGAUCAGACUUGAUUAAAUUAUUGUUUUGAUUUACAAGCCUUUGGGCCUGACUUCUCCAAUCUUUCAUAAGAGCCCUUUUAUCAUGGAUGGGUGGUUUUUAACUCACAGACUUUGCAGUCUGAAUUAUACUCCUAAAUUUAAAUCUAAAAAUGGUCCCACAUUAAGCAUAUUAGGUUUCCUUUUACACAAAGAAUACUGAAGAUCCAGUCUGUAACUUAUUAUUAACAAGACACCGCAAAGCAGAGGAACUGAAUGAAUUAAGAUGCUUCCUAGAUUUUUUUUGCCUUGGAACAAUGAAAAUUCUUGUUCGAGGAUACCUUUUAGUAGUUCGCCCAAUGUGGGAGAUUUUCCUGAUGUGUUAACUUAUUUAUUUUGUUAGUGCAGAAAACAACCAUUAUUUGCUUUGUUUCACUGUCAAGAAAUUCAAAAACGUCUUGCUUCAAAUGAAAAGAUCUGAACUCGUGAGCAUUUUUAAAAGACCUUUACCGAGUUUUGUCUUUUCUGAAUCUAAGGAAGCUAAUUUGCACGUGAGAAUAUUCUCAAUGAAGUAAAAGAUAGAUAAAUAAAUAAAAAGUCUUUGAUUGAUUAGAACAAAAGGAUGAUUAUUUCCCUUUUACUAACCUUUACUUUUUCAAAUCUAUUAAAUCUUUUUGAUUGGAAAAUUUAUUCUAUUCUAGACCGUCCCCGAGUACAAUGAACUCAAGUCAAGAUACGUCAUCAGGAUAAUGGUGGUGCAGAGUUUGGGCGGGGGGGGGAGGAGGCAACCUGAAACACAGAACUAUUUGAGUUGAGGGAACACCCACAUACGUGGUUUAAAAUAUGCAUAGAUGUGCGUCUAUACAGCACCAGUGUGUGUGUGUGUGUGUGCUCAUCUAUGUCUGUACAUAUAUCCAUGUGAAGAUGUACUCCUAUCCGAAAUUACCCAGGUACUUACACCUACAGGAAAAUAACCAGAGCAUGCAUUCGCUAUUGGACAGCCCGGCAGUGGUGGGAGAGACUGUGUUCUCUAAAGAUCAUAAAUGGAUAAUAGAUGAUUUAUUUCCCCCAUCCAUGUGGAUUCUAUAAGAAAAAAGGAAUUUUUUCUACAUCAUACAGGGCUCCCUCAUUUGAUAGUCUCUCUGAAUACAACAGCAAGCCGGUAAGGUUGCCCUUAGUUUUGGGGAAGGACUUGCCCCUGGUCCUUUUGCCGUGUCUUGGGUGUGUGCCAACACCAGACACUCCAGGUGCCAUGGCCCGCUCGGAGCUCACUGUGUCUGUGAUGUCACAGUGCUGUCCAAGGCAGGGGACAGCAAUGUGGAGAACAUCCCUCUUAUUAUUAUGUGGGUGGGGUAGAGAUGGAGGCCACCGUCUCUGAACCUGGAUACCUAAUGGUAGAUUUUGACACCGUUGCCUGUGUGUUCAAGGAUUUAAAAAGUGGAGAAUGUAGGAAUGCUCUGCCUCUGUGUGUAAGCAACGGGAAACAGGUGUACAUUCUACCUUGUGUUAUGAAAUCACCUGAUUCUAAAAAAAAGCAGAGACCAGGAAACAGCCUUUGUUUAAAAGCACCCCGAGCUUAGACAAAACCAUAGCUGUCCCCAACUAUGAUGAAUUCUAGGGUCAUUACCAGCAUCUGAUUUUCAAUUUCUUAAAAUUUCAAAAACACUGAAACCAUUAACGAUUGGCUACGUGCAUGUCUUUUACCUAAAUCUGUCACAAAACAAGUCAAAAUAUUUAUGCCAGCAGAGUUUUGUACUUUUGUAUAGUUAAAAAUGCAGGAGUAUAUACAUAGAUACAAAAAUAUUAUUAAAUUAUUAUGUAAAUUUAAUGUUAUAAAAUUUAAUCGUGUUUCUUUUGUCUGGGGAGAAGACCUCGAGCAAAUAUAUUUCCAGUUCAGAUGAUGAAUCUGAAACUGACAUCAUCCUUAAGAAAUCCAAAACAGCUUUUAUGAGUGUCUAAUUUUGUUAUGGUAUUCAGAAAUUUAAAUUUUAUUAGUGUUACUAGAAGGAAAACACUAUUAAUGAAGUAGUAAAAGAAGUAUGUUUCUUUUUUGAAUUUUAGUGAUCCCCAGUAAUAAUCAAAUCAUCAAAAAUCGUUAAAUUUUUUUUGAAUUUUAGAAAUGUGAGUGCCCUAAUAAAAGUGACAGAAAUCUAUUCGUUUUUUUCAAAAUAAGAAACCAUUUUAGUUCAUCAGUUUUGAAUGUGCUUUAUUGAAAUUAGAUGCAUUUCUCUCCAAUGAGAAAAGUAGAUCCAAUGAUUAAAAAAUCGAGUUCAUCAAUAAUAUCCCCACCAGAUAGAGAUGGUUAAUUCGAUAUAUCCAACAGCCAUCUACAUUAUUUUCACUUAUAAGAUUUACUCCUUAGUGAUGAAUUUUUCUGUGCUGACACCUUUUUCUAAGUGGAAUUUCAUGGAAAGGAUUUUUACAAACUAGCAUGUGUCCAUUAAAUACUUGUUACGGCAUAUGACAUAUUAAAGUUUAUGACAGGUAUUUUUGAAAUGUUUAUUAAGUAAUACGUUCAGAUUAAAAACACACCCAAAUCCUGGAAAUACCCUGCUCCCCGACACCCACAUGAACUGACUCAAUCAGGAUUUCUCAAAUGUAGCACUUUUAAAUUGGGCCUGCAGAGGUCUUUGGUGUAGGGGGCUAUGCAUUGCAGGGUGUUUACCUGUCCCCGGGGGCACGAGAAGACCCCAUUGAGAACUGGUGAUCUUUACUGAGAAUUUGCCCUUUAUAAGAAAAGCCCCAAUGUAUCAGCAAAUGCCACGUACAAUACUUAUUUAUAUCCUUUAUUACACUGUGUCCACGGUUUUUCAAAUUUACACAUCCCCAUAAUUGCAAAUAACUCUAAAUCUUAUUAAAAGAAGAUUUACACCAUACCCAGAGCACCAAGGCUAAGUAUCUGCAUGUAUCUGAAACUUCAUCUUGAAAUAUAAAGGAAUCCAUGAAGAUGUGCACUCUCACCUAUGAUUUUGCAUGACCACAGUCGGUUUCCUGUAAGGCAUGGACCCUCCUGACUGUCUUACCGCUGCUGAAUAUUUUAGCAACUUAUACAAUUUAUAGAGUGAUUAACUGAGUUCUGUAUAAAGUUAUUAUUUUUUUCCUCUUCUUUAAUUAUAUUGUAGUUUGCAGAUAACAGAGCUGUUACCCUCUCACCCAAAAGGUCUGUAGAAGUCAUGUCACUUCUCGCGGUCACUGAAAGUCAGUAUUUAUUUAUGUGUGUAAUAAAAAACAGUUGGAUUUCUGUGUAUGUCUGUCAUGUUAUUUAGAGAGAAGUAAUCUUGUAAAAAACGUUUUGUAAAGAAAAAACAAGAAAGUAUUGUACAUAGCCUGAUAUUCCACGACUCGUUAUUUUCCUGUUAGAGUUUGUACAUACUGAUUCAGUAAUAAAGCAUCUUUAAACCUG
Molecule: messenger RNA, 4717 nt
Organism: Marmota monax (woodchuck)
Lineage: Eukaryota; Metazoa; Chordata; Mammalia; Rodentia; Sciuridae
Gene: Anos1
Product: anosmin 1
Exons: 6
Coding region: 16-975 (319 amino acids)
Biological process (GO): neuron differentiation
Cellular component (GO): cell surface
Molecular function (GO): protein binding
Source: RefSeq, a predicted model, not a curated record